Molecule: messenger RNA, 1241 nt
Organism: Hibiscus syriacus
Lineage: Eukaryota; Viridiplantae; Streptophyta; Magnoliopsida; Malvales; Malvaceae
Product: U-box domain-containing protein 45-like
Exons: 6
Coding region: 291-1241 (316 amino acids)
Biological process (GO): protein ubiquitination
Cellular component (GO): nucleus; cytoplasm
Molecular function (GO): ubiquitin-protein transferase activity
Source: RefSeq, a predicted model, not a curated record
UUUGGAGUUGAACAAAAUUAGAUUUUUUUAGUUGGUUCCGACUUCCGACUGUUGUGCAAGUGAAAGUUUCUGUUUUUUUGGUGGCUACAAUGAUAUCUUCUCUCAAGUGCCUACAUAUUUAAGUGGCCAAGUAUAUGGUUGUGGUUAUUUUGCUUAAUAAAGUACCUUUCCUUCUGGUGGUUCAACUUCUCUAUAUUUGGUGUUGUACCAUACAGUAAAAGAAAGAAAGAAAAACCCCAUUUCUUUAUCAUUGCAAUUGUCUCCACAUCACUAGUUUCUUUAACACUUGAAUGGGGGUUGCUGCCGCUCAAGUAGUGGAUAAUCCAUGCUAUCCUACAUCCUUUAAGGUGCACCAUGUGAUGUGCACGGAACUUAGUAAGUUGGUUGAUAGAAUUAUAAAGAUAUUUCCAAAAAUCGAAGCUGCUCGACCUAGAUGCUCUUCAGGAAUUAAGGCACUAUGCUCACUCAACAGUGCAAUUGACAAAGCAAAGUUACUUCUUCGAUACUGCAGUGAAUCCAGUAAACUCUAUCUGGCAAUAACGACAGAUGCCAUACUUUCAAGAUGUCACAAAUCGAAAAACUUGUUGGAACAAGGUUUAUGCCAAAUUCAGAGUAUGGUUCCCGUUAUGCUUGCUUUUGAGAUCACUCAAAUUGUUGAUGAUUUUCAAGCUGCAAAAUUUAUCCCUGAUGAAUUUGAAAAAGAGGCCGGGAAGGUUGCAAGAGAAUUGCUCCAGAGGGGAGCUACAGAAUCAGAUUCAAUGGGGUACGCCGAAAUUAGAGCUCUUAAAACAGUGGCAUCACGACUUCAUCUUACAUCUUUAAUAGCCAUCUUAAUAGAGAAAAGAUCUAUUAAGAAGUUGCUGGAAAAAGUCGGUGACUCUGACCAACAAAAGAAAAAGAUCUUAAGAUAUCUUUUGUAUCUGUUGAGGAAGUAUGCGAACCAGAUUAUUGAAGAGCAAACAGACAACACGAAUGAUCUGAAUGAAGGAGCAUUUGCAAGUAAUGGCCCUAGUACUGAUUCUAUGCAAGCUCACUCUUUUAAUGUGGAAUCUUGCAUGGAGCGUAAGCGGUAUGAUGCUCAUGCUGAUAAGUUAAGCAUUGCUACUCUUCCCGAGGAGUUUAAAUGCCCCAUAUCUUCAAGAUUGAUGUAUGAUCCCGUUAUCAUUGCUUCUGGACAAACAUUUGCGGUGGUCGGCGGUAUAAUUCGCGACGGCAGACGGCUGUCGGAUUCCCUCCGGUGA